Lutra lutra (Eurasian river otter) is the source of this 485-nucleotide messenger RNA. RefSeq names its product ubiquitin-conjugating enzyme E2 variant 1-like. Gene Ontology annotation, cellular component: nucleus. Lineage: Eukaryota; Metazoa; Chordata; Mammalia; Carnivora; Mustelidae. The transcript is spliced from 2 exons. Gene Ontology annotation, biological process: protein K63-linked ubiquitination; DNA damage tolerance. The record is from RefSeq and is a predicted model, not a curated record. The coding region runs from base 14 to 484 and encodes 156 amino acids.
UUAAAAAAAUGAAAUGAAGCAACAGCGAUGCAAGAUGGCAGCCACCACGGGCUCGGGAGUAAAAGUCCCUCGCAAUUUUCGACUGUUGGAAGAACUGGAAGAAGGCCAGAAAGGAGUGGGAGAUGGCACAGUUAGCUGGGGUCUAGAAGAUGACGAAGACAUGACACUUACAAGAUGGACAGGGAUGAUAACUGGGCCUCCAAGAACAAUUUAUGAAAACCGAAUAUACAGCCUUAAAAUAGAAUGUGGACCUAAAUACCCAGAAGCACCCCGUACCGCCUUUGUAAGAUAUGUAACAAAAAUUAAUAUGAAUGGAGUUAAUAGUUCUAAUGGAGUGGUGGACCCAAGAGCCAUAUCAGUGCUAGCAAAAUGGCAGAAUUCAUGUAGCAUCAAAGUUGUCCUGCGAGAGCUCCGGCGCCUAAUGAUGUCUAAAGAAAACAUGAAACUCCCUCAGCCACCUGAAGGACAGUGUUACAGCAAUUAAU